AUCCAAGGGAGAAUUACAAGGAUCUAUCUAUGGAUUUUGUAAAUUAUGCUGCAGGACUUCCUUUAGCUCUUAAAGUUUUGGGUUCCUUCUUAUAUGAGAGAGAAAUAGAUGCAUGGAAAAGUGAGAGAGAUAAACUAAAAGCAAUUCCUAAUCUAAAAAUUAUGGAUGUACUUCAAAUAAGUUUUGAUGGGCUGCAAGAAUUGCAAAAAGAGUUAUUUUUGGAUCUGGCGUGUUUGUUCCAUGGAGUGGAUAACAUAAUUUCGGAGAUGCUAUUAGAAAAACUUGGUCAUUAUCGCAUCGACAUUGAUGUUCUCGUCGAGAAGUCCCUCAUAAGCAAAUCAAAAUAUGGAUGGUUGUCCAUGCAUGAUUUACUAAAAGAACUGGGCAGGGAAAUAGUUCGCCGCGAAUGCCCUGAAGAACCUGGACGACGUAGUAGACUUUUUCGUGUGGAGGAUCUCUAUCACGUCCUGAAGAAUGAUACUGGAACUGAUGCAACUAAAGGCAUAGUCGUGGAUUUUUGUGCUGAAACGAAAGAGAGACUCAACGCCAAAGCAUUGUCAAAGAUGAGAAAAUUGAGAUUUUUUAAAUUUCAUCAUUCUCGAAAUUUAAAAUGGCAUGGAAAACCCUUAAAAUACAUGCCAACCAAUGAGUUACGAUACCUAGAGUGGCCUGGAUAUCAUUCGAAAUCCUUGCCGAGCAGUUUCCAACCUGAAAAUCUUACUGUACUAAGGAUGCGUUUUAGCCGUAUCAAACAAAUAUGGAAGGGGUCGAUUGUUUUAGACAAUUUGAAGGAAUUUGAUCUGAGUUAUUCUGAGAACUUGAUUGAAAUACCAGAUUUGACUGGAGUCGCAAAUCUUGAGAAAAUAAACCUUUCAGGUUGUAGAAGCUUGUGUGAGGUCCACCCAUCCAUCGGAAGUCUCAAACAAUUAAAAGCAUUGGGACUUAACAAAUGUUCAACCCUUGAGAAGUUACCAGACCUGAGUAGUUUGGAAUGCCUGACCGAUAUUUGGGCAAUGGAAACUCCUUUAUCACAAAGACUUUCUGUUAAUCUAUUGCCCAAGAGCACCCGUAACUGUAAGUUUCGUCUUCAAGGACGCAAGUUGAUGCGACUUAAAUCAAGAGAUCCCAUCUAUGAUAUCGGAUCACUUGCAGAUCAAUAUCAGAAGGAAGGAAUAUAUGAUUGCGUAGAAGCAGCGUACAUUGAUUUUGACAGCAAAGGAGAAAAUGUUUUAGGAAUGGCAGGUGCACUUGUUUUGGCUUUAGAUGACGAUUUGAGGAUGAUGAGAGGAUGGUCGUUGGGAUUCCAUAUCCCGGAGUGGGUCCAGUAUAAAAGUAAUGGCUCCUCUGUAAAGAUAGAUUUGGAUGCUAGUACGACUCUGGAGAUGGGGUGUGCUUUCUUUAUUGUCUGUUAUUCUGAUCAAUUCUUUUCCAUUUAUGAUGAAGAUACUUCAAUUUCUUCGUUAUUCAAGGGAUCGAAUAUUAAAAGCCGGUCAUUAGUGGUGAUUCUUAAAUUAGGGUUUGAGACGGACGAAGAAUAUUGUGUGGAAAAUAAGUAUUUGGAUUACAAUUUAACACCUGCUCCCUUGGAUGUAUUUUCCGGUAAACAAAUUGGAUUCUGGGUGUAUAUACCGGCGAUUUUGCGGUUUUUGGAUAUACGGAGGGUCAUUAAGAUUUCAUUUGAAACAUUCUGGUAUUAUAGAGGCAACUCUCAUAUUCCAAUGGAAGUGAAAGAAUGCGGGGUGCAUUUAGAUGAUGAUAAUUCAAAAUUCUAUAAUAGCAUUGCUCCUUUUGGCCGUUCAGGAUCUUCUAAUUCAGAUUUCCAUCGACAAUUUUUUACCUUUAUGAGAAAGAAAGUGGACAUGGAAUUAUGUGGAUAUGUUCCGCGACAUGAGGGAGCCGGCAUAAUCGAUCUGAACCGGCAUGUGUGAGAUUAUUAUAAAGUCGGUUCCUCAACCCGGCUAGGAUCGGGUUUGUUCUUCGGGUGUUAAACCGACCGAAUUAUAAAUUUGUUAUUACCUUUUUCAGUUCUCUUGAAGCCUAGCCUUCCAAAUCCAACUCGACGCUCACUGUCGCCAUCCCAUUGGCACACUUGCAAGUGCAGGGGAUUCAGAUCAUCUCCUUCGCGAACACCAUUUUGUCGGCUUGGGGGGAGGUGGGGAAGUUGUUUGCGUCCGUUAAACAUUACGUUACAAUAUCCUUUUUAUACUAAUGACAAAUGCUAUAUCUGUAUGUUGUUGCAGUGGGUGGAUUGUUUAAAUCGGAGGGUACAAAAUGAAA
Messenger RNA from Juglans microcarpa x Juglans regia, 2277 nucleotides. Its product is annotated as disease resistance protein Roq1-like. The record is from RefSeq and is a predicted model, not a curated record. The coding region runs from base 30 to 1928 and encodes 632 amino acids. The transcript is spliced from 5 exons. Gene Ontology annotation, biological process: defense response. Lineage: Eukaryota; Viridiplantae; Streptophyta; Magnoliopsida; Fagales; Juglandaceae.